This is a messenger RNA of Mucor mucedo, 2758 nucleotides long. Its product is annotated as mRNA capping enzyme, catalytic domain-containing protein. Bases 394 to 2718 code for a protein of 774 amino acids. Lineage: Eukaryota; Fungi; Mucoromycota; Mucoromycetes; Mucorales; Mucoraceae. The record is from RefSeq and is a predicted model, not a curated record. The transcript is spliced from 9 exons. Gene Ontology annotation, biological process: 7-methylguanosine mRNA capping. Gene Ontology annotation, molecular function: ATP binding; mRNA guanylyltransferase activity.
CUUCUUUGUCUGUUUCUAUUAGUUUAAAUUUUUUCUAGUAACUUAAGAGAGAGUAUAAACACCACAAGGUUUAAAUUCGGUUCGAAAAUAAAAAACGCAACAAUCUCUAUAAAACACACAUUUUAGCUGUGGAAAAAAAAAAUAUAUAGAUUACAAAGAAACGUUUUAUUAUUUAUUCGAGUGGGACGGUAGAAACAGCAAAAAAGAAGAAUCUUACACAUUAUUAGUCUGGAAUGCCAAAUUCAGAGUCGCUACUACUUCCAGAAUCUAUUGGGAAACGCGUUGAUCCAACCUAUAGUAAAACACUACAAGCAAGACUCCAAGAGUUACUGCAUAGUCAAAAUGAUUGCUUUCCCGGAUCACAACCUGUCAGCUUUGAAUCCAAGCAUUUAGAUGAUAUACAGCGUGAAGACUAUUUCGUAUGUGAAAAAUCUGAUGGUGUACGUUAUUUAUUGUUCUUUCUUCAUUCAUCUAAAGUAUGACAGAAACAAGUACUGGUAUUAUGUUCCCAAUUUAUUAUUUCCUUUAAGAGGUAGAGAUAAUGAAUAUCUAAAAGAUACCUUGAUGGAUGGUGAACUGGUGUUGGAUAUUGAUCAACACAAGAAAACAUGGAGAUAUCUUAUAUUCGAUCUAAUGGUAGUCAACGGUUCAACAAUAAUACAACGUUCGUUCAGUACUCGACUUGGUAUGCUGCAACAAGAUGUCAUCCACCCAUUUAAUGUUAGGAUGCGCACACAAACAGAUCCAUCCAACCUACCUCCAUUUACGGUGGAAUUGAAAAAGAUGGAGAGAUCAUACGGGUUACAUUUAGUAUUUGAGCAAAUACCCAAAUUAAAGCACAAGAGUGAUGGUAUUAUCUGGACUCCUGUCAAAUACCCAUAUACAUCCGGCACCUGUGAAAAACUACUCAAGUGGAAACCACCAGAGUUGAAUACAGUGGAUUUUCGAAUUUCAGCAAAGUGGAGCAAAGAGCAUAAACCGAUUUAUUCCAUCGAGGUUUUAUCCAAUGGCGUAACUUAUAAAUUCUAUGAUCAUUUUCAGCCUGAACCUGCGUUAGCCACACAGUGGAAAAGUCAGUUACCUGAUGGACGUAUAGCCGAAUUUAGGUAUGAUUCAGACUGUGAAGUGACGAUUAUUGAGCAAGGAUACGCACCCACUGUAAGAAAAGGUGGCUGGAGAUUUGUGCGAUUCCGGGAUGAUAAAAGUACAGCCAACGAUGAAAUGGUAGUGAAGAGGAUUCGAAAUAGCAUACAAGAUGGAGUGACAAAGGAACAAUUAUUACUAUGCAUGGAUCGAGUACGUGCUGCCUGGAAGGCAAGAGAAAAAGGAUUACCGAUGCCUGCCCUACACCCAAAACCCACACCUUUAUCCUUGUCUCAUAUAUCACCCACAUCUUCCGCAUUAAACACACCCACUUCCAACAUGCUUCAGUCACCCUCUGCAACCCCAUCUGGUUAUUUUCAAAGAGAAGAUGCAGCGACCGGUGUCAUCAGCAGGAGUAACUCUAUUUCCGAAGAAUCACCUUCAACAAAACGAAAAUCAUCCAUCACCACCCCUCUCAACGUUGAGUCUGAUGAUUUAGCAGAAAGGAAACGAUUAAAGCCAGUGGAUGAAGAGGAAGAGGAGGAGGAGGGGAAGGAUGAAAAAUUGAAGGAGGAGGAAGUGCAGGAGGAAAAAUCUAUACCUGUUGAAAGUAAUGCACCACAAGCAUCAACACAAGUGAUAGCACCAGCAGUAAUUACAACACCAAUAACACAGCCAUUAGCACCGGCACCAGUACCGCCACCAACCUCACAACCACCAACGAAUAUAAUAGCCCAACCAGGAUCGCCUCGACGACGUAAAAUCUCGAUUGUAAAGAACGAUGUAAAGAAAGUGCAGACAAAUGAAAGUGCCGAAGCGUCUCCACCAGUGACGGAAAAGAAACAACGUAAAGCCAAUGUUUCGAAACGAACAGCCUCAGCACCCACGGUAUUUAUUAAGCAAAAGGAACGAAGUCCACCAUUAGCAACGUCUCCUAAACCACUCUUACCACCGCCAUUAGAUUCACAUAACCGUCGAUCUAAAUCUAUACCACAACAAAAGGAAGCGAAAAAGAUGAAACCAUCCUCCUCUUCUUCUAUUCAUAAUCUGUUAACGACCUCAGUGGAACCUGGUACGCGAGCUUAUAAUUUCUCUGCCAUCCUGCAAAAGGACGAUAUUCCGGCCACUGUACAACCGCAACAACCUGUGCAAUUUAUUAAUUUUCAUGCAGAGGGUCGAAACCAGGCAACAAAUAAUAAUCACAUUAUGAUCAUUCGUAGUGAAUCUCAUAGUCAGGCAACGCCGUCACCACCACCACCACCACCACCACUAAUACAAGCUGCACAUCCACCACCUCUCAAACCGCCUCCACCACAACCUACAACACAGUCUGCUUGGAAAAAUAACGCGUUUGCCAAUCAUCCUUAUCACCCUCCCUAUCAGCAAGAAUAUUAUCAGCCCUAUCGUCAGCAACAGGUUGCUCAUGAAUAUCAGCCCCAACUGCAGCAGCAGCCAUCACUACCACCGCAACCACAGCCGGUACAGCGUGUACAGCAGAUACAACCACAGCAGACACAGCAGACACAGCAACCACAGCAGCAGAUACAGCCAUUGCAGCGCCAACGUCAACCACUACCACAACCACCCAAAAGAAAAAACAGUCAAAAAGCUAAACUUGAUUUUAUUUUGAAUUAAAUGUUGUCAAAUAAAAAAAACAUAUGGUACCAAUCAAAAA